Molecule: messenger RNA, 6739 nt
Organism: Lonchura striata (white-rumped munia)
Lineage: Eukaryota; Metazoa; Chordata; Aves; Passeriformes; Estrildidae
Gene: UBAP1L
Product: ubiquitin associated protein 1 like
Biological process (GO): ubiquitin-dependent protein catabolic process via the multivesicular body sorting pathway
Cellular component (GO): ESCRT I complex
Molecular function (GO): ubiquitin binding
Source: RefSeq, a predicted model, not a curated record
CAUUUUCAUGCUAGGGAAUAGAUUUGUUUGAAUGCUUGCAUCGAAUACAACUCCAACAGGGAGAGAAUUGUUGGGAAAAGGUUUGUGUGAAGGAACUCCCUCCUGCAAAGUGACAGAGGUGACACCUGAUAUCAAAGCUUUCCAUGUUCUGGACAGUUUGCUUGGAACUGUGAUGGGCCAUAUGGAUUUGGAGCUUUGCUGUUCUGCACAGAUUGCUGUGGCACCUUUCCAGAGCUUCAGUCCUUAUUCUUGCUUAGCUCCAGUGUGUGGGAAUCGAGUUAAUCUCUCCAGUGCUUUGCCUCUGGGCGUCACAACCGUGCGUAAUUCACGUGUGUCAUCGCCUAAAUUCAGUACUUGGGCCUUAGGUGUCAUGUUAGUGGUGUCCUGGCUGAACCUUUGCACUGGUUUUUGUCAGUAAGAGACAUUAACUGGUAGUUCCUGAUAGAACAUGAGUGCAGAAGUUUGCAGUUCUUGCUCACCUGUAGCACCCCAAAAUACAGAUUGCCAUGAAGUUCUCUGCAGCUGGUGUUCUGAUUUGCUCCUCUCUACAUCCUCCCAUCCCUAAUGUCCCUUCUAGUAUCUCAUUACUCCAAACCCAAGGUUGAGUCAGAUCCUGGGGAGUCUUCCCUGAUGAAAACACACAAGAUCAAAUAUAAAAAUAAAAACAACUGCAUAAAACAAUACAAACUCAGCACUUUCAGUUCAGGCAGUUUAGUGACCAGAGGAUGCUCUGCUUAAACAAUUAAACAAAACUCCUUAUCCCAUCAGCAUGUCUGAUGGAACAGGCCAACUGCUUAAGCUAUGAUUAUCUUAAAGCUGUCCAAGUCAGCUGCUUGUCUGACACUGCAGGAAUUUAAAGAGCUGAGCAGUAGAUAAGGAGGCAGCAAAGCAGCAGCCCUGUUCUCCCUGUCCUGCAAGGAGAGAGCUCCAUGAGUUCAUCUGAUGGUAAGGACAGCUUCAUAUUGCUAAUAAACAUAGGGCUUGAAAAUGCCAGGGGAGGAUCCAUCUUUAGGUGUGUUCUGUAUAUUUGCUCCUGUCUGAUGAUGUCUGCAUUAAAAUGUUUAAUGGCUUUAGUGAGGAAGUUGUUGAAGCCAUAGAUGGGGAGGAACAUUUAAAAUCUCAACUCUUAAAAUACAUGGACACAGGGUAUUAAAUUAAAAAGUGUGUGUACAGACUCAACUCCCAUUUUUCUGAGCAUAGUAUUUCCCACUGUUCUUGAAUUUUAAAAACUUACUGUAGCUCAGAAGAAGAGAGAGGUUGGCUGUGAGUUUCCAAGAUUCACUUGUAUCCUAUUCCUCUCCUGGUCUUGGUGCAGUUUGUGGUUUUCUUGCUGUUUAGGUAUAUCCUCUUCCUGAUGUGAACUGGUUUGUGCACUGGCAAGUGUCGAUGUGAAAAGGGGCAGGGUUGGUGUGGAGAACAUGAGGUCAGAGCCCUUGUAGGAGUUCCCUUCAGGUGGGAAUUGGUGUUUAUGACUGACCCUCUUUUAUCCUCUUCUAGUAGCAUUUUUGUCAUGGUUACUCCUGCCCCAAAGUACUUCCUGUUUUCUAAACUGUUGUUUUGGGAAUUAACACUUGUGUGAGUCUCUCUUAAAGCACAGCAUUUAGGCAGUGAAAUACAGAGAGGUACAAUACCAUCAUCUUCUGAUAUUUUCUUUAUUGUGGCUUCAAACACACUCACUACCCAUCACCAUCCCUUAAAGUAUCAUUUGAACUUGAGUGGAGCCACUCUGGGUGACAGAUGCUGAGACACAGCUUUCCUCAGCACCCUGGGAUUUUGGGAAGAGCCAGUUUACAGCCCAAGCUGCAGGGAAGGUCAGUCCCCCCCUGCAUGCAGGGAGCAGCAGAAAGCUGAGGGAAGGUGGCUUUGCUUACAGAUGUUUUCAGGCAUCACCUUUGUCAGUGCUGACGUGGGUUGUCCCUUAGGCUGAGCCCUCCUAAGCUGAGCAGAUGGCCUGGCUCCACGUGGGAUCCCAACACGUUGCCUGUGUUGCAUAUUAGUGGCAGGACAUGUGCAGGAGCACAAAGCUCGUUAGGGGCUCUGCUUGUGCAGGGAUAUCAAAGGCUCCUGGUGUAAGCAGGCAAAGUGACAACCCUGUUGUUAUUCUGGUACAACCAGCUGAGUUGCCCAAGUGAUUGUGCAUGUUGAUUGUGUGUGUCACUUUAUCUGCCUGGAAGCUCUUUGUGAGUCCUUUGUCAACACAGGAAGCUGCCCUGAACCCCAUCUCCCAUUAUAGGCUCUUUAUUUUUGCUUUAAACAGGCAGUUUUAUCAUCCUUGUGUAUAUUCUUCUGCAUAUUUCCUUUUAGUGGAAUGUUUAUUCUUGUUGUCAUAGAAGCUGUUUGUUUUUAAAGGAAAAACAUAAUUGGGAAAAGCACUUAGGGAUGUCACACACAUAUUUACUGUGUGACCUGAGAAUGAGUGCUGAGGACUUUGGGAUGAGCAGGCACAUGCUGCCAGUACCAGAACUUGGUGGAAGACUGGCUACCAGCUCCUAACAGUUUAUAAAAGAAGUGAUUUUACACACUGUCAUCACUGGGAAGCUGAGAGCUCGAGGCUUCAUGCAGCAAGUAAUGGCUUUUCAGUAAAUUGAGACAUUUAUAGAGACCUGAUGGCGACACUUGAAGUAGUAUUUUCCCUGAGAGCAUUCCCAAUUCACCAGCAAUUUUUCUCUCCCCUGCAAUUCCUGAUCUAAAACCAUCACCAUACUUAAAAUGAAUGCAUGGUUCCUAAAAGCUAAUCUUAGAAAUGGCUUGACAUCCUUCUAAUUCCCAAGCUUGCCUGAUGCACCUUUUGCUUGCCUGGCUCCCAGUAAGCUGCUGCAGUGCCCGAAGGAAUGCCCUCACCCAGCUCCCUUGGGAUGCUCUGUAUGAUGGCUUAGCUGCACGAGGCCAUGUGCAUGAGCUCUGUCACCACAGGUUGUGCAGACAUGGGACACCUGCAAGGUGUCCUCCUUGGCUGUGCUUUCUCCCUCUGUAACUGGAAAAAGUGCUCAGUCAUCCCCAGCCUGGGGAAGGGAGCGUGCAAUGGCACUAGAGGGAGAGGGAGAGACAGGAGCGAUGGGAAGCAGCAGGGCAAGCAUGGAGGAGAAAAAUGCUCAGGAUCUCUGCCAAAGGAAGCCAUAAGCUUGGUCAAGUCCUUCUGGCUCAAGCUGAGAAUAGCAAAGCAGCAAGAAAUCAGGCAGCAGCAAUGAACUACCUGGAUGAAGUUCCCUUCCGGACAGCCAUGAGCCUCAAUGGGGACUCAGAGGGAGAAAUCCCUUUAGUCACUGCCCCAGACAUUGAGCUCCCUGACUGCACCGACAUCCUCAUGAGCACCAUGCACGACUUCUCACUGGAAAGGAAAGUGCUGUACUGGGUGGAGGUGGCCUCUCAGCAGCAAACCUCCCGCCAUCGAGUCACCUCUGAAGUUGUCCCCACGGCUCCCCCGUGCUGGCUGCUGCUGGUGGACCCCGCUGACAGCUACGGGGGGCGAGGUCGGGACGGGGCAGUGCGGCGCUCCAUCAGCCUGAGCGCUGCCGACAGCUCCUACGGGCACGCCAAGGGCAGGGUGGUCCUGUCCGACACCGAGAGUGACACCUGGCACUCGGAGGAGGGCGAGUACUCGGAUGAUGAAUACUCCUCCACCUCUUGGGAAGAGAAUGACAAGGAUGAAACGCUCCUCUCCAGGAGGAGAAGCUCUGCGAGAAGUGUGUCUUCACGCACUGGCUUUUACCAGACCCGACCAAAGACAUCACCGGGCUUGCUGGAGCCCUCACCAGAGAACAACAUCCACAGCCCAGCCAGCCCAGAUCCCAGCAAGCAGAGAAGAUCCAUGGUGAUAUUUAACAAUAUGAAGAACGAGCUGGGAGCUGCCAGGAGGAAGCUGGCUGCUUUGGUGCAUCCUUUGAACAGAGCUGCCACAGGGAGCAGGGGGAUCCUGGUGCCAAGGCUGCUGCCCCAGUGCCCUGGCACCAACCACAGCGUCAAGUACGGGCCAGAUCCUGAUGUGUCCCAGCAGAGCACCAGUGUGCCAACUCAUCCGGCCACAGCCACACCGAUUCCUCCCAUCAAGCAGCACAAGCCCACAGUACCGUCCCUCAGCCCCUACACUUGCCUCCCCCCUGCCUCCACGCCUGGACGACCUCUCAGCUGCCACAGAUCCCAGCCAGAUUCCUCUGCUGACCUGCUCUCUGCGCUGAGCCAAGAGGAGAGAGACCUCAUCGAGCCCGUCAUAGCCCUGGGCUACCCCACCCAGAAAGCCAUCCUCACCCUCCAGAAGACAGGAAGGCAAAGCUUAAGUCAGUUCCUGAGCUACCUGGGUGCCUGUGAUCGGCUGCUGAAGCAGGGCUAUGAGGAAGGGCAGGUGGAGGAAGCCAUGGAAAUGUUCCAGUACUCAGAGAAAAAGGCAGCUGAAUUCUUGCACCUGUUGGCUCAGUUUAAUGAUAUGGGCUUCCAGCAAAAUGAAGUCAAAGAAGUUCUUUUGCUUUGUGGGAAUCAGAGCGAGAGGGCACUGGAAGAGCUUGUGAUGAAAACCCACUGAGCAGCAUCCUGGAGCAGUCACAGCUUCCCCUCUCCACAUCAGACCAGAAGGACUCAGGUGAUUCUGCUGCUCCAUCCCCGCCCCUGGAAGCACCAGACACACAGCUUCAAAGUUCUGCCUUGGUGUCUCAUUUUAUGGACAUUGAUCCUAAGAGUGUUUUUCAUUCAGGCACUGAGUGCAUAGCAGGAAUGUUUAUCUCCUCACCCACACAUCCCCACCCUUGAUCAUCUCAGCUAUUCAGAUUAGAGAUGAUCCAAACUGCCUUCGGCUUAGAUUUUUGCAAAAACCAAACCAAACCAGUGUUCUCCCUCCACCUGGGGUGAUGGGUGUCAUGUUUUCAGCUAAAAUCAAGUGGGGAUUCUUAAAAGAUUAUAUAAAUCAACAGAAUAAAUUGUUUUCCUAAAAUCAGAAGGCUCCUGCAGGAACAUGUGUUAGUCCUGGCUUGGGAGGAGUCUCAGCUGACUUAGUCAUGGUUGAAUAUUGUAAUUUAAAUCCACUUUGAUCAUAUUAGCUUCUCCUUUUAAACCAGAAAUAUGAGGAAAAUACACAGUUCCAUGUGGAUAAAGAAAGAAAACAAGCUGCCCUUGCUCUGAAAUACAUGAGGUUUAUCCAGUGCAAUGGAAACUGGUGGAGGAAAAGGUUUGUCCUCAGGCAACUUCAUGAGAUCAGAACAGAGAGAUGGGGAACUGCUCACUGCCCUCAUGCUCUGCCCAAAUCAGGAAAAUUCAGGGGAUGCUUCCCUAAACUGUGAAGACAGUGGUUCCAAAUGAAGUGAAGCAUGAAUGUCAGCAUCAGGAACAUCUGGAUGCCCAAGGGAAUUUUUGUGUGUAACUGAAGGACAGAGAAUGGGAGAUCCAGAUCACUGUACAGGAUGUGUGUCUUGGCUUGGCAGUGGAACAGUGGACAGUGUUUUCACAUAAAGUGUGUUAUUUUCUUGUGAAUUAGAAACAGAUGUAAUUUCUUUGAGUAAAGAUGCUUGGGGGGUUCUUCUGCAACAUUUCUGUUUUUCUGUCAGCAUGCCAACUGGCACAACCCAGCAGAGAAAAUCCUUAGCUGUAUUCGUACCAUUUUCCAUUGUGCCCUUCCAAACAAUCUCCCAGUGCAAUGUGCUUCCAUCAAGGUAAAACACUAUGUCCCUUCUCCUUGGAUCUCCAGGUCGGUGCCAGACAACAACAGGAAGGUACAGCUCUCUAUUGCUGCCUUCAUUCUUGCCUGGAUGCAACAAGGAAACUUGGCAUCCAUGAUUUGGGGGAGUUGACCCAUCCAUCCCCAAGGAUGUUUUAUUCCUGCUCUUCUUUAAUGGCAUUGAAACAGAAAAUGUGGUACCCUGUAUGUCGUAGGGAUAUAUUCCUGGGGAGCCCUUUUCUGAACUCCCAGCCCUGUUUUUCCUCCUGCUUUCCCUUGGUUAUACAAGCUUUUAUUUUUGAUACGGCCCAUAUAAGGCAAGUCCAUCUACAGACAGCUUUUCCUUACAUUCCCCCUUGCCAAGAUGAUGUCACCUUAAAAACGAGACUUGCAAAAGGUUAAGCUGUGAUCAGGCAGAGUGCGUCACCUCGAACUGUGAUCUUUGGCGGAGCAAACACCGUGAGGAUGGAGAGGAGAAGAUAAGGGGGCUGUGCUGGUGCCAGUGGUGCUGAAUUCUGGUGGAGCAAAGCACCCUGGCAGCAUUGUGCCAACUCACUGUGCAAAGGCUGAGCAGAUUCUCGCCCUCCUUAGUUUGCUUGGUCCUGGAUCUUGGAUCAUUUCUUGCAGAGGUAAGAAAUGUAUCUUUUUUACCUCCCUUUGCACCUAAAAUUAUUUUGGUUUUCUUUCUGGAUCACAGUCUGGAUUGAUGGAUGCAACAAAUGGCUCUGGGGAGCAUCCAUGCCAUACUCAGCUGCCUGCCAAGACUCUUACCUUCAAGUGCUACACUUAAAAUCUUAAAACUUUUUGCAUUUUGUUGACAAAUUUCUUUGUAAACCCCUAAACUGUCAAGAAGCAGCAUGUGGAGGUGAGGAGAAGGUUGUAUCACUUGGUGUUGGAGCUGAAGGGUUCGGGUGAGCCUGCCAAGUUCUGUGGUCUAGGGUUGGCCACAGGAACCCAACAUAAAUAUUUUAGCAACAGAAUUAUUUUAACUUCAUUUUAAUGGAUGUUUAAACUGUUUGUUCAGCUUAAAAUUGUUUUAAAGCAACAUGUUUCCAUGUGCUGCUCUCAGGAGAAGACAAUGUGAAAUGUUAAUUCACA